GGAGUGGAGCGGUCUUGUCACGCGAAUCAAUUCUGCCGCACGAACCGGGAGAAAACGACUGAUUGUCGGGUGGGAUACACGCGCUUCGUUGCCGGGACACACGGACACGGAAAAGGAGACCCACUGCCAAACGGUUUGUGCAUCGGUAUUUACGGGGUCCGUUUGUUUUUUUCCGUGUCAGCUGUUAAAGAGUGCUAGAAACAAAAAUCACCUAGCAGCGGAUUGCACGGAUUAAGUGCCUGUUAUAGUGGGGGGGGGAUUGAAUCAGAAAAAAUACAGUGUUAAAAUGGUUGGUGUACAAAUAUGUUCACUGUAUAAUUGCAGGAUUCUGUCGAUUAUUGAAUAAGUGCUUCCAGCCAGGGUCUCGCACAACUUGUUUCCGCCAUGAAUCAGCGGCAGCUUGAUUCGAGAAGCUGAUAAGAAGGUAUUUUUAUCCUCGCGUGGGAAAUAUUGGUUUGAUAUCGGCUAUUGAUAUCAGCCUUCUUUCAUGGGGUAGCAAUGAGUGUUUGUUGUGUACCCUGCUGAAUGCGUUUGGGUGUGGGAUGUUUUUCACCAGUUUGUUGAUGGGGGCUGAUGGGUGGUUGACGACGACGACGACGACGACGAUACGACUAUCUGCUGCUGGGAUGUGUUACUGACUGCAGUAGUGUAGUGUGGAAGGAUAUCUUGGCAGGUGGAGAACAAAUAGGAGAAAUUUCUACGCAUCGUGUAGGGAUAGUAAAACCGGUGAACUCUGGACUACCGCUUUGGAACCAGAACCAAUUUGGACAUCCAAGUUUCUGAAAAUAGAGCAAGCACUCACCGUGUACCGGAUCGGCAGUAGUCCGGACUGGAUGCCUCACCCGGGAAAAUUGGAUUUUAUUAGUCCAAGUUAUCAACUGAUCGACAACUAGAAAAAACUUUGUUUAAAAGGGAGCCACUUUUCCAGUGUUUUUCUUGGAUGGUGAAAACGAUCCAAUGGUAAAGGUGUGAUUGCUGCCCAUCGAUUUUCAACGAAUUACAACGAGUGAUUUUUUGGCUGCGCUGCCCUGCCUGUGAUAGGUAGUAAAGUGUUUAAAAUCAUUAAGUGAGUGUGUUUAGUUGCUUGAGCUCUAUCUAUCUGGCUUACAUUUUCGCGGGGAAUGCCAAACAUCCGAAAAUUAGCUCUUGUGCGGGGGUGCCAAGCUAAGCUGUAACGAAUUCGCAAUAACAUCCGUUGUUCGGUGGAAAUUUGUAUUUUUUCGGUCUGUUUUCCGUUGCUUCGUUUUGAGAGCGAAGCCGCGCGCUCGAAAUUGCGUCGGUGUGAAUAUAAAAUUUAAUUAUAAUUGAAAUUACGUUAAUACACAUUGUUUGGCGCUCGAAAUUUACUUGUACGUGUUUCUGAGUUACAACUGCCGGUAGGUUUUUCCACACCCACAAGUUUGAACACCCGGAUUAGUUCAGCGGAAAAGUGGAUGAAGAAAAUCUCCUCCUUCCCCGUUUCGGUCAAACACGUGAGAGAUUUAUUCGCCAAACAGGUGAAAAAGUCGGGGUUUUCGGAAAGCGGAAAAUACACUGUGUUUAUUCGGUCCAUUGAAGUUUGAAGUUACCGAUAGGAGAGCAAAAUUCUAGCCCUGGGUUGUGUAAAGCGCCUUAUUCGUAUCAAAGAAGCAAAAAAAAAAAGAGUCAAAUAUUCAUUCACUUCGUUGCAGUGUUUCAUCUUCUUCGUUAUUUUUCCACUCCAAGGUAAAGCAGACGCCUGUUAAGAGUGGAGGCGUCACAAUAUUUGUUUGAAUCUGGGGAAGCAGAGCAAAAAGUAAAUUCUAAACAAAAAUCCAUCAGCCAAGUUGUCUCGAAUUCAGUGAAUUAUUGUGAGAAGAGAAAAAAAAAUCAACCGAAGGAAACGAGCUCCGUGGAAGAUGAGCUAAUUUCGUGAUUGUGCUUUCGUUACACACCCACCACAUUUGGGAAAAGCGAGUGAACCGGUGAUUUCAAACCAGAGAGCAAAGCUCCCACCCACUGCUGCGAAGUUGCUAAGAAAAACAUCACAAUCCCACUCUUUCCACGAGAAAAGCAAUAGCGAAGAAUACAAAAAAAUAAAAAAUAAAAGUUACAUCACACACCGAGUAGUCAAAAUCCAGCGAAACGAAACCAGCGAAAACUAACUAACUGAAACAGGACGAAGAGAAGCAAACACAAGAAAAAAAACACCAAGGAAACAUCUAAAGGAUUUACUAACCCACAUCCCUGUGAAUCCGAAAGGAAAGUAUACAGUAUAGGCUACGGAUACCGGACUACGAUUUCCUACAAAAUCGGCACAGCACAAGUGUGUGCGUGGGUGUGCUGCAUGUGUAUGUAAGAAAGAAAAAAUCGUCUGUUGGGCUGUGCUGUGAAUUGAUAGAGCGAUAAAUAUUGGAUUAGCAGCGAGAGCAUUUUUCAUCCUCCAAUGCAUUAAAGGCAUCAAAAUGAUAUUCAUUAAACAAAAGUGAUAUGAUGAUAAAAAACGCUUCUAGGAAUUAAAGGAUGGACUUCGCAUUUUAUUUAAUCAUACAUUUCCGACUGAUUAGUAAGAUACAAAAGUAGCCGGGGUCCGGUGCUAAGGUCUAGCGAACGUCGCCGUCCACAGAGUAUAUCGUCAUCCACCUCCACACUGCUGCCCCGUGUGGUGCUGAACCGAAUCGAUCCGAGGGAGUUUGAGCGUAUCCGCGUCUCGUACAAGGUUGCCAUCCGCAGUACCCGCAGCAGUCGUACCAACAACAGCAGCGCGCACCCUGGCAUGAACAUGGGCCAAAAGAUCAGCGGAGGUGUUAAAACGGUCAACAGCCGCGACCAGCCAUCGCCAUUCAUUCCGAAGAUCCCCCGGGAGCUGGCAGCACAUUUUCAGCGGCCGCCACGCCUAGAUCUGCUUCUGGAUAUGCCCCCGGCCCCGCGAGAAACACAGGUCAAAUACAGCUGGAACUCGGAGGACCGCUCCCUGAAUGUAUUCGUGAAGGAGGACGACAAAAUGACAUUCCACCGGCAUCCGGUGGCACAGAGCACAGACUGCAUACGAGGCAAGGUCGGAUUCACCAAGGGUCUGCACGUGUGGGAGGUGUUCUGGUCGACGCGGCAACGCGGAACCCAUGCUGUGAUCGGUGUGGCCACCUCCGAAGCGCCACUCCACUCCGUAGGUUAUCAAAGUCUGGUCGGCUCGAACGAUCAGAGCUGGGGCUGGGACCUAGGGCGCAAUAUGCUGUACCACAACUCGAAGACCUGCCCCGGUGUCACCUAUCCCGCGAUACUUAAGCCAGACGAGACGUUCCUGGUGCCGGACAAAUUCCUAGUAGCAUUAGAUAUGGACGAGGGCACGCUCAGCUUCAUCGUCGACGGCCAGUAUCUGGGGGUGGCUUUCCGGGGGUUGAAGGGCCGGAAGCUGUACCCGAUCGUGUCCGCCGUCUGGGGGCACUGCGAAAUCACCAUGAAGUACAUCGGUGGCCUCGAUCCUGAACCGUUGCCAUUGAUGGACCUGUGCCGACGCGUCAUCCGGCAGAAGAUCGGCCGGACGCACCUCGAGGAACGCAUCGAACACCUCCAGCUGCCACAGUCGAUGAAAACUUACCUGCUGUACCGGGAUAGGAGAUAAUAAGAGGAGCCACCGCCGAAAGUCGCCCCCCGAAAGCCGCUCACUUCCGCUUCCGCCCUGCCGAACGUCUUCUCAAACAUCAACAACAACAACAGCAAACAUCAGCGCGAGCAAACAGCGUGAAAUGCCCCGGAACAUACACACCACAACUAGCAGCUGCAUCUACUAUUGAUUAUUUAAAAUAAUUUUUAUGCUUAUGACAAGAAGAAAAACACAUUUUUUACAAAACAGUUCGCUUGAAAAAAAAAAACAGAAAUCUGAGUUGAAUUACACUUUUGACCUUCUAAAUUUGACCUCGAGAGAUGCUAGGAGGGACCCAAUUCUGGGAGCUGUGUGUGAGACGUCCCCCCCAAAUCCCCUUCCCUUAUAUUUUAAAUUUAAAAAAAUACCUUCGUCUGUGCGUGUUUCGAGUGGUAUCAAUCAAUGGUAGGAGAAAAAGAGAGCGCAAGAUCGAUAUCAGUACGUUUUUAUUAGGGACUGUGUUUCUUAGGAUGAGUUUAUAUAUAAAUAUAUUUUUUUCUCGAUCGAGAAAAGCAAUAAUAAGUGCAUUUCGAGCCCCCGUUUCCCCAAGAAUAAAAAAAAAGAAAAUUGGGGGCACAGAAAGCGCAGCAUACACACAAGAAUAAGAAGUUGAAGAGCAAGAAGAAGAAACUGACACACAACUCUGUGCGAAUAGGGAAAAGUUCCCACCCCCCAAUCUCACAAACUUUUUUUUUAACAUACGGAUUCUGCGAUAAGUAAAACUUAAGGACAUAGUAGUGUAACAUUAGGAAAGGCAAAUAAAUAAAAGUAAAGAAUUAAAAAAGAGGAAAAACAGAUGCAAACAUAAAACAGAGAAAAGAGAUAAAAAAUACUGUAGUAGUAUAUAUAUUGAUGAACAAAUGCAAAUCUAAGUAAAAGUAAUACAGAAGAGAGUAAAAAAAUAAAUUUGGCAAACAU
Uranotaenia lowii is the source of this 4519-nucleotide messenger RNA. RefSeq names its product protein gustavus (gene gus). Gene Ontology annotation, molecular function: protein binding. Gene Ontology annotation, biological process: intracellular signal transduction; proteasome-mediated ubiquitin-dependent protein catabolic process. Gene Ontology annotation, cellular component: SCF ubiquitin ligase complex. The transcript is spliced from 6 exons. Lineage: Eukaryota; Metazoa; Arthropoda; Insecta; Diptera; Culicidae. The record is from RefSeq and is a predicted model, not a curated record. The coding region runs from base 2735 to 3580 and encodes 281 amino acids.